This is a messenger RNA of Rodentolepis nana, 807 nucleotides long. The record is from the annotation of a GenBank genome assembly. Lineage: Eukaryota; Metazoa; Platyhelminthes; Cestoda; Cyclophyllidea; Hymenolepididae.
AUGCCCUUUCGCGCCAUUGUAAUCAACCACUUUAACAGACGAUCAGCACUUUUAUCAGCUGCACUUACGACUCGUAUAAUGGAGUCGUUAUCAAAAGUUGAAGUCGGAAAAAAAUGCGCUGCCUAUAAAGCUGUCGACGACUGGCUUAAAGAUGGUCAAACCAUUGGUAUUGGAAGUGGUACAACUGUUGUUUAUGCCGUCGAUAGAAUAUCCGAGCUUGUUAAAGAGAAUGGAUACAAAGUUCAAUGUGUUCCAACUUCUUUUCAAGCACUUCAAUUGAUAAAGAAUGCCAAUCUGCCGCUUACUUCUCUAGAAGAUCAUCCUCAGUUAGAUGUUGCUUUUGAUGGUGUAGAUGAAAUUACACCCGAUUUCAAUUCGAUCAAAGGUGGUGGCGGCUGUCUUAUUCAAGAAAAAAUUGUCGAUGCUAAUUCAAAGAUUUUCAUAGCCGUGGCUGAUGAAGGAAAGUUGUCAACUUAUCUUGGUGAGCAUUGGAAACGUGGUCUUCCAAUUGAAGUGAUUCCUAUGGCUGCUAUGACAGUAAAAACGGAAAUCGAAAAACGAUGGGGUGGCGAGGCAAAUUUGAGAAUGGGUGUUUCUAAAAUGGGACCUGUUGUCAGUGACAAUGGAAAUUUCAUUAUGGAUUGGAAAUUCGAUCCAAGCCCAGAAAUUGAUUGGCAAAAAGUGAAUGUUGAUUUACAUCUUAUUCCAGGUGUUGUUGGAACCGGUCUUUUCCUCGGCACUGCUCACCAUGCUUACCUUGGCACGGCUGACGGCAGCGUUAAUGUGAUCCAAAACCCCAAUAAUUAA